UGUGAUUCUCAAAAAAAUAAACAAAUAAAUAAAUUGUUGUUAUUUUACAAAAUAUUUAUAUAAACAAAAAAAUGGCUAGAAAUUUCAUCGACUUCUUAGACUUUCUUGGUCGCAUAGAUAGACUCAGUGAUCGUGAAAUACCUUCUAUUCCCUAUAAAACAUACAAACCUCGAAUCAAUCCAAUGGAAGAAUUAGAUGACCAUGAAUUUCGUCAAAUAUAUCGUUUUUCCAAAGCAAACAUGCUCAAAUUAAUAGAUUUAGUUAAAGAUGAUUUAGAAGGCAAUUCAAGAGGUGGUCAUAUUCCAGUUAAUAUCCAAGUUAUGGCUGCAAUACGAUAUUGGUCUUUAAAUGAGCUUCAAAGUGAUACUGCCGAUAUGCAUGGUUUUAGUCAACCAACAUUUAGCCAUGUUAGUGCCAGAGUUGCAAUAGCAUUUGCAUCAAAAUCUAGAGAAUACAUAAAAAUGCCUCGAACUAUUGCCGAAAAAGAUGAAGUUAUGAAUGGAUUUAAGAGAAUUUGUGGAUUCCCAAAUGUAAUUGGAGCAAUUGGUUGUACUCACAUACGCAUACAAACCCAAGCAGGCGAACGAGGACCUCUCUAUGUCAAUAGUGAAGGUUAUUCCUCUAUAAACACACAAUUAGUUUGUGAUUAUCGUUUUAAAAUCACAGACAUUGUAGCUCGUUGGAGUGGAAAUACUCCAGAUAUAAAGAUAUUUAAUGAAAGUCGAAUUAAGAAACGUUUAGAAUUGAAUGAGUUUCAGGGAUGUCUUUUAGGGGAUAGUCGUUAUGAGUCAACAAAUCAUUUGUAUACACCUGUCGAUAAUCCUGUGUUGGCAAGUGAGAAAAAAUAUAAUAAAGCUCAUAUUGCGACAAGGCAAACCAUUGAUAGGACAAUUCAUAUUUGGAAAUCGAGAUUUCGAAUUUUAAAAACCGGAUUGAGAGGUUCUCUGGAAAAUGUUAAGGUUCUUAUAGUGGCUUUGGCAGUAUUACACAAUCUUGCUAUUGAGUUUAAGGAAGAACUUGAUGACGAAGAAUUAAAUGGAAGUGUUGAUAGUGCUUCGACUUCAACGAGUUCUCAUGAAGAUACUGACGCCAGAAGUUCUUUUAUUCUAAAACACUUUUCAAACGUUUAAACUUAUGAAUAGAAACAUUUUCAUUGAUCAUUUCAUUAAAAAAAAUAUCAAGAGACUAAUCAGAAAACAGGUAAAAGUAUCAUUUUCUUCAAAUCCUUGACGUCAUUCUCCACUCCACUCCUUCGUUCAAUCUUAGAUUCGAAGAGUUAUCCCAUGAUGCAGGUGUUCUAUUUGUCUCUCAGCAGCUUUCAAUCCCGUAAAUAUUGUCCUGCAAUUUUCUAACUAAUCAUCGACCGAUACGCGAUUGACCGAAUGUCACACGUGGAAAUGGUCUCUUUAAACAG
Episyrphus balteatus (marmalade hoverfly) is the source of this 1414-nucleotide messenger RNA. Its product is annotated as putative nuclease HARBI1. Bases 72 to 1130 code for a protein of 352 amino acids. The transcript is spliced from 3 exons. The record is from RefSeq and is a predicted model, not a curated record. Lineage: Eukaryota; Metazoa; Arthropoda; Insecta; Diptera; Syrphidae.